Molecule: messenger RNA, 1625 nt
Organism: Lepus europaeus (European hare)
Lineage: Eukaryota; Metazoa; Chordata; Mammalia; Lagomorpha; Leporidae
Gene: KLK13
Product: kallikrein related peptidase 13
Exons: 5
Coding region: 1-837 (278 amino acids)
Biological process (GO): proteolysis
Molecular function (GO): serine-type endopeptidase activity
Source: RefSeq, a predicted model, not a curated record
AUGUGGCCCCUGGCCGCUGUCAUCGCCUCCCUGACCGUGGCCUUGUCAGGAGGCAUCUCCCGGGAGCAUCCCAAGAUCCUCAAUGGCACCAACGGGACCAACAGGCCUCUCCCAGGUGGCUACACCUGCCUCCCCUUCUCUCAGCCCUGGCAGGCAGCACUACUAGUGCGAGGGCGGCUACUCUGUGGGGGAGUCCUGGUGCACCCCAAAUGGGUCCUCACGGCUGCACACUGUCGGAAAGAUGGGUACAGAGUUUACCUGGGCAAGCAUGCCCUGGGGCGUGUGGAGACCGGCGAGCAGGUGAGGGAGGUGGUCCGCUCUAUCCCCCACCCCGAAUACCAGGUCAGCCCCACCCACCUGAACCAUGACCACGACAUCAUGCUGCUGGAGCUGGAGGUGCCGGUCCAGCCCACGGGCCACAUCCGCGUCCUGCCUCUCUCCCACGACAACUGCCUGCCCGCUGGCACCUGUUGCCUGGUGUCUGGCUGGGGCACCACCACCAGCCCCCAGGUGAGCUACCCCAAAACCCUGCAGUGUGCCAACAUCCAGCUUCGCUCAGACGAGGAGUGCCGUCAGGUCUACCCGGGCAAGAUCACCCCCAACAUGCUGUGCGCUGGCACCCAAGAGGGCGGGAAGGACUCCUGUGAGGGUGACUCCGGGGGCCCCCUGGUCUGCAACGGAACCCUCCACGGCAUCAUCUCCUGGGGAGACUUCCCGUGUGGGCAGCCCAACCGGCCCGGCGUCUACACCCGCGUCCCACAGUAUGUGCAGUGGAUCCGAGACACCAUCCGAAAACACAAAGCCCAGGGGCAGAAAUGGACGAAGGGCACAGAUUGAAGCUGGGUUCGCUUGCCCACCUCCUUCCUUCCACCACGCCCUCCUCGCUUUGUUGGCCCCUUCUUCUCCGCCCACCCAUCCCACCGUGCUGUUUCAACCAGUGAUUGAUGUGCUCAAAGAUGUCCAAUCCUGACAGAUAGUCCAUGUUUCAGAAGCAUUCAAUCUCUUCCAGCCUUGGAACCAAACCUCCCCGUCACCUGAAUGCCCCAACCCAGACAAUGUCCCAGGCAUCCCAGCAAGGCGAGGAUGACCUCCACAAACCCAGAGAGCUUGCCGAAGGUUCUUAGCAACACCCAUCAGCCCAUGGCAACCACAUCCUGUCUUGUGAAUGGCUCUACCUUGAUGACAUUCCAUCAAAUAUUCAUUCGUUGCCAAUAUUCCAGAUCCUUCUGUGCUUUGCACCAAGAAAGUUCUGGAUGCCCAUGUUGCAUCCUAACAGUAUCCUCUGAUGCCCAGAGCCUCUGCCCUGAUGGUGUUCUGUGCAUCUCUGAGUCACCCCUCACAGCUAACGUAAGAUCUUCAGAGUGGUUCAUUCCCAUAAUGUUCUGGGUUUCAGGGAUGUCCCUACCCCAACCUACGUCCACAUCCCUGCCGAUACCCCCUCUCUGCCAACAUCUGAAUCUCCAUGCUCACUAAUGAACACUGGCACUCCACUCCAGGUGGUCAUGGGUCCAGGCCACCAAGGGGCCUCCACACUGGACCACAGUAAUACCCCAAAUAUUCUGUGUCUCCUGGAACAUCUUAUAUAAUGUCCCUACUAGAGUGAACCAGUGGAUAAGAGAGUGCUG